Eimeria tenella is the source of this 1941-nucleotide messenger RNA. RefSeq names its product ankyrin repeat-containing protein, putative. The record is from RefSeq and is a predicted model, not a curated record. Gene Ontology annotation, biological process: cilium assembly. Gene Ontology annotation, cellular component: ciliary basal body; axoneme. NCBI's taxonomy places the organism in Eukaryota, Apicomplexa, Conoidasida, Eucoccidiorida, Eimeriidae. The transcript has 6 exons. Bases 1 to 1941 code for a protein of 646 amino acids.
AUGCAGCAAAUGCAGCAAUUGCAGCAGGUGCAGCAAGUGCUGCAGGUGCAGCAGCUGCAGCAGGUGCAGCAGCUGCAGCAGCUGCAGCAAAUAAGGCUGCUUUUUCUUUUCGCAGAACAAGGCGAGGCAGAAGCGGCAGCUAAAGAACAGCAGCAAGAAGCAGCAGCAGCAAAAGACAGCAGCGCCCCCAGCGAGAAAAAAGAAGAAGCAGCAAAAGAAGAAUUUAAUAAAAGUGAAGAAGAAAAAUGCGACGGAGCAGCAGCAGCAGAGACACCCGAAGGAGGCCGAGGAGUACAUACACCUGAUCAAGGGGCCGCUGCUGCGGCGCAAAACGAAACUGCUGCUGCUGCUGCUGCUGCUGCAGAAGCAGACAGCAACCCAGAAACAGCAACCAGAGAGUCUGAAAGAGAUGAGUCGGCCGAAAGAGAUAAAAACGAAAUAGACGCAGCAGCGCAGCAAACAAGAAACCAAGAGCAGCAGCAGCUAACCCCAGUGCAGCAGCAGCGGCAGCAGCAGCAGGUGCUGUGUGAAGCCGACAAGCAGCAGCACCUGCGCACGCAGGACCUGCACGCAGCAGCAGCAGACGCAGCAGCAGAAGACGCAGCAGCAGCAGCAGCAGCACAUCAUUCCAGAAGCAGCAAAUAUGAAAUGAAAAGAAGACACACAACAACUGACGUGCCUUAUGACUCGCCGAGCAGCUCCGCAGGCUCUUCAGCUCGGGAGGAGGCGGGGAGCAGCGGCGCGAAGGCGCUGGCUGCGGAGCUGCGGCAGCAAAGCGCGCUGGGUUUGUCUUUGGAUGAAGAGUUGGCAGCAGCAGAAAAGGCUUUGGAAGCAGCAGAAGAAGCAAAUGGAAAAGUUGUGAACAGACUGGUGGCGCUCCUGGGGGCGCAGGCGCUGCCGGAGCUGCGCCGCAGCAGCAGCCAGCUGGGCAGCAGCAGCAGCAGCAGCAGCCAGCUGGGCAGCAGCAGCAGCAGCAGCGAGGAGCCCCAGCUCCGCGUCACCCGCGAAAGCUACGAAGAGGCCCUGCUGCAGGCCACGCAGCUCGAGCUGCAGCGCAGCAGCUUGAGGGCCCGGCUGCAGCAGCUGCUGCGCAGCAAAGAGCAGCAGCAGCAAACGCAUGCAGCAAAAGUCGCCGAGUGCAGACGCGCCUUUGCAGAAUUUGUUUUGCAAGUGGCGAAGAACUCGGUAUUGCGGAGAGGCCAGAAGCCAGUGAGCGAGCGGCAGGUUGCGCUGCUGCUGCAGCGGGAGGAGCAGCAGCAGCAGCAGAUCCGGGAGCUGCGGCAGCAGCUGCUGCAGCAGCAGUACCAGCAGCAGCUGCAGCAGGCGCAGCGAGCAGCAAACGGCGAGUGGGAUGAAGACAGCUGCAGCCCCCUGCAGGCCAUGGACUUCGAGCAGCUCAAAAUGGAAAACCAAACCCUCAACGAAAAGCUCGUGCUGCGCCAAGAAGAAGCAAAAAAGCUGCAGAGCCUCACCAAAAAGGCUGCACAGCUGAUAACGCACUGGCGGGAGAAGCUGGCGUUUGAGGAGCGGCGGAAUGCAGCAGCAGCAGCAGAGCUGCAGCAGCUAGAGCAACAGCUAGCCAGCGAGCGGCAGCUAGCUGCGCUGCUGCAGCGCGAAAGGGCUGGCUGCCGCCUGGCCAACGAGCGGCUGAAGUCCAGGGCCGAGCUGGUCAACUCCGAGCUGCUGGCAGCAGACUGGGAGGCCACCCAGGAGAAGCUCCGCGACACCAAGGCCCAGAUCGCGGCGCUGCGGGAGCGGUACGCGCAGCUGACUUCGUUUGUGGCGGACUCCGUUCGCCACCGAGAUCGCCGGAAAUCGAGGCUGACUGCAGAGGCUUCGAAGCUGCUGAUGCGGCAUUUAAACAGCACAGAUAAUUCUUUUAUUCAAACUGGAGAAAGCACCAGCAGUUCGGAAGUGACGGCCACUCCUCGCCAGUUCUGA